CGGCUGUAAGGCGCGCGGUGCCACUGCCCGGUGGCCCCGGCUUCCGCGUCCCAGGCCCGGCUCAGCCCCGGCCUCCGCCCCGCUCCCGCCUCAGCCGCGGCCCGCCGAGCCCGCGGGCAACCGAGCCGCCAGCGACGCCCGCACAGCCGCGGGGGCCCGGGCGGGGGGCCAUGCCGUGCCGGAGGGAGGAGGAGGAGGAAGCCGGCGACGAGGCGGAGGGGGAGGACGACGACGACAGCUUCCUCCUGCUGCAGCAGUCGGUGACUCUGGGCGGCUCGGCCGACGUGGACCGGCUCAUCGCCCAGAUCGGCGAGACGCUGCAGCUGGACUCGGAGCACGACGGCCCGGCCUCACCGUGUGCUGCCCCGGGUCCCCCGGCCCCGCCUCCGCCCCCGCGGGUCCUGGCGACGCUGCCGGCGGACAAGGCCGGGGCCCCGGCGAGGCAGCUGCUGUGGCCGGCCGCGUCUGCGGAGGCCGGGGACCCGGCGCCCCCGGGGGCCGUGCGCUGCGUGCUGGGAGAGCGUGGGCGCGUGCGGGGCCGGGCGGCUCCCUACUGCGUGGCGGAGCUCACCACCGGCUCUAGCACGCUGUGCCCUCUGCCCCCGCCGCCCGGCCUUGAGGGACCCCCGGGGACCUGCAAGCCAAGCAACCCGCAGCCUCUUUCGGGCCCGUGCCGGCGGGGUUGGCUCCGGAGCGCAGCCGCGUCCCGCCGCCUGCAACAGCGACGCGGAUCUCAACCGGAGACCCGCACCGGCGACGACGACCCGCACCGGCUCCUGCAGCAGCUCGUGCUCUCGGGAAACCUCAUCAAGGAGGCGGUGAGGAGGCUACAUUCGCGACGGCUACAGCUACACGCAAAGCUUCCCGCACACUCGUUCAUCGGGCCUCUGUCGGCCCCGGUGCACGAGCCGCCUUCUCCCCGGAGCCCUCGAGCGGCCUGCAGCGACCCUGGUGCUUGCGGGAGGGCGCGGCUCAGAACUGGGGACGACCUUCUUGUUCCUGGCAGCUAACAACCAGGGUGGCCACAACACCAGCCUGUAGCUGGGGACCAAGAGAUUCGCCCAGGAUUGCACCGGACUGGACUGGUGGAGGACUCGAGCAUUUGAAAACGGGAUAAUAAACUAAGAAAUACUGCCGAAAAAUCGCUAUUAUUUUCAUGGGGUCACUGAAGUUGAGACCCCCCAAACUGUUUGAAAUCCAGGACUUAGGCUUGUUUAAAGCAGAUUUUAUAGAGUGCACCGCAGGCUGUCAGCAGGACUCCUUUUUUCGCAGAAUCCAACCUCGUCGCUGCAAUUUCGCGCAGACUCUGCGGGGCAAUCCGGCGACCACGUGGCUACGGUGCAUGCUCUCAGGAUCGGCCAGCCGUGGUGGAACGAGGGACGAUGAUCACAGUUACAUGCUGUACUUUUCAGGACUGCUUUCUGAUCCACUUUGGGGGAGGGGGGGGCAAGAGUGGGUGCAAUUUCGGGGAGCACCCCAAAAUGCUACACUUGAACAUUUUAUGGCAGUUAAAAGACCGUCUCGUAUCUUUUGCGGUGCUGGUUUUAAUGUAAAACAUGCGGUACCACGAAAGGACCCUCAUGGGGCUAAAUAGAAGUAACAUUUUUUUU
Messenger RNA from Peromyscus eremicus (cactus mouse), 1610 nucleotides. RefSeq names its product FRAT regulator of WNT signaling pathway 1 (gene Frat1). NCBI's taxonomy places the organism in Eukaryota, Metazoa, Chordata, Mammalia, Rodentia, Cricetidae. The transcript has a single exon. The record is from RefSeq and is a predicted model, not a curated record. The coding region runs from base 171 to 1010 and encodes 279 amino acids. Gene Ontology annotation, cellular component: cytoplasm. Gene Ontology annotation, biological process: positive regulation of canonical Wnt signaling pathway.